Messenger RNA from Spirodela intermedia, 950 nucleotides. The record is from the annotation of a GenBank genome assembly. Lineage: Eukaryota; Viridiplantae; Streptophyta; Magnoliopsida; Alismatales; Araceae.
AUGAGCUGCCCUGACUUACUCCAGUCCCUUCCCAUUCUGGAAAAGAUAUGGGAGGAGCUCUCGAUGGACUUCAUCGAAGGCUUACCACUCGCUAGUGGAUUCAACACCAUCCUAGUAGUGGUCAACCGCCUGAGUAAGCACGCCCAAUUCUCCGCCUUGAAGCAUCCCUUCACUGUUGGAGAUGUUGCCCAGAUCUUCAUCCGAGACGUGGUCAAGCUCCACGGAAUACAAAGACACUCUUAUCAGGUUGUGACCGGAUCUUCCUCAGCACCUUUUGGCGGGAGCUUUUUCGGCUUCAGGGUGCCUUGUUACACUGCACCAGCGCUUACCAUUCGCAGACCGACAGCAAAACGGAAGUGGUCAAUCGCGGUCUUGAAACCUACCUAUGAUGUGUCGCAGGAGAUCACCCACGGCAGUGGCCCAAAUGGUUACCGUGGGCGGAGUUGUGGUAUAACACCACCUUCAACUCCUCCACGGGAACCGCACCAUUCCAAGCCAUCUAUGGCCGAGACCCCCCGACCCUCAAGUCACUCGCACGGCGACCCUUCGAGAAGUUAGCAGCACGGUAUCUCAGACCCUGCCGCAUACUGGACCGUAUUGGUGCUGUGGCCUACUGCCUCAAGCUACCCCUAGAGUCCCGCAAACACCGCGUCUUCCAUGUCUCACAGCUCAAACCCGCCAAGGGCGACCAGCACAUACAGCCGCAGCCUCUCUUACUCAACAGUGAGAACCAAUGGAAGGUCGAUCCAGAAGAGGUCACCGCCACACACCACACAACCCAAGGACUCGAGGUACUGGUAGAAUGGCGUGACCUUCCCACAACGGAGUCAACUUGGGAACUAGCCAAGAGUAUCCUCCAUGUUUUUUCCAGAGUUCUCCCUUGUGGACAAGGUGAGAGUAUUGAUGAGCUACUCUCAUCAACACCACUUCCGAAGCAACGGCAAUCUUGA